Molecule: messenger RNA, 1137 nt
Organism: Closterium sp. NIES-65
Lineage: Eukaryota; Viridiplantae; Streptophyta; Zygnematophyceae; Desmidiales; Closteriaceae
Source: the annotation of a GenBank genome assembly
AUGGCUCGCCGGCGUCGAAAAAAACCCUCCGGCAGGAACGACAAUAACUACAUUCGCGAAUCUGACACCUCUACAUGCACCUUCCUCCAUUCCGCCAUGCCACAUCCCCCUUCCCGUAACCACCUUCCCCCAUCCACCUUCCCCCAUUCCGCCAUGCCUCAAUUCCCUUCCCGCAACCACCUUCCCCCAUUCCGCCCUCCCUCAUCCCCCUUCCCCCAUUCCACCUUCCCCCAUUCCGCCUUGCCUCAUCCCCCUUCCCCCAUUCCACCUUUCCCCAUCCACCAUCCCCCAUUCCGCCUUGCCUCAUCCCCCUUCCCCCAUUCCACCUUCCCCGAUCCACUUUCCCCCAUUCCGCCAUGCCUCAAUUCCCUUCCCGCAACCACCUUCCCCCAUUCCGCCAUGCCUCAUCCCCCUUCCCCCAUUCCACCUUCCCCCAUUCCGCCAUGCCUCAAUUCCCUUCCCGCAACCACCUUCCCCCAUUCUGCCUUGCCUUAUCCACCUUCUCCCAUCCACCUUCUCCCAUCCACCUUCUCCCAUCCGCCUUCCCCCAUCCACAUGCCCCCUUCCGCCUUACACCAUCCGCCUUGCCCCCUUCCCCCUUACCCCAUCCACCGUCCCCCAUCCACCUUCUCCCAUCCACCUUCUCCCAUCCACCUUCUCCCAUCCACCUUCUGCCAUCCACCUUCUCCCAUCCACCUUCCCCCAUCCACGCACCCUCAUUCCGCCUUGCCCCAUACACCUUCCCCCAUCCGUGCUGCCGCAUCCACCUUCCCCCAUCCACCUUUCCCCAUCCACCUUUCCCCAUCCACCUUUCCCCAUCCACCUUUCCCCAUCCACCUUUCCCCAUCCACCUUUCCCCAUCCACCUUUCCCCAUCCACGUUUCCCCAACCUCCUUGCCCCCACCUCCCUGCCCCUAUCCACCUCCCCACAUCCGCCUUGCCCCAUCCUCCUUUGCCCAUCCUCCUUGCCGCAUCCGCCUUCCUCCAUCCGCCUUUCCCCAUCCUCCUUCCCCCACCCACCUUGCCUCAUCCACCUGCCCCUAUUCACCUUCCCCCAUCUGCCUUGCCCCCUUCCGCAUUGCCCCCUUCCGCCUUGCCCCAACCACCAUUGCCUACACUGGGCUUCCCCUGCCCUAG